Messenger RNA from Gongylonema pulchrum, 297 nucleotides. The record is from the annotation of a GenBank genome assembly. Lineage: Eukaryota; Metazoa; Nematoda; Chromadorea; Rhabditida; Gongylonematidae.
GAUUUGAUCCACGGUGCAACGGUCGGUAAGCCAGCGGCAAAUCGAUGCUACGUAACGAUGAACUAUGAAAAUGACGAUGGAACGAUGCUUACGUUCACACGUUCGGUCACAAGUGCUGGCUCGGAAUAUCGUGUUGAUGGAAAGGUUGUUUCUCCACAACAAUAUAAUCAUGCCUUGGAACAGAUAAACAUCUUCAUGAAGGCCAAAAAUUGCCUCGUAUAUCAAGGACAGGUCGAACAGGUGGCGUUGAAAAAUCCACGUGAACUGACACAAAUGUUCGAGGAGAUUUCUCGGUUU